Lodderomyces theae is the source of this 456-nucleotide messenger RNA. RefSeq names its product SSA3. The record is from RefSeq and is a predicted model, not a curated record. Gene Ontology annotation, biological process: protein folding. Gene Ontology annotation, cellular component: cytosol; nucleus. The annotation marks the transcript as partial. Gene Ontology annotation, molecular function: ATP-dependent protein folding chaperone; ATP binding. The transcript has a single exon. Lineage: Eukaryota; Fungi; Ascomycota; Pichiomycetes; Serinales; Debaryomycetaceae.
CAAAAGAUUACCAUCACCAACGACAAGGGUAGAUUAUCCAAAGAAGAUAUCGAAAAGAUGGUUAACGAAGCUGAAAAAUUCAAGGAAGAAGAUGAAAAGGAAGCUGCUAGAGUUCAAGCCAAGAACCAAUUGGAAUCAUAUGCCUACUCAUUGAAGAAUUCUUUAUCAGAAGAGCAAUUCAAGUCCAAAUUGGAUGCUUCCGAAGUUGAAGAAGUCACCAAAGCUGCUGACGAAACCAUCAGCUGGAUCGAUGCCAACCAAACUGCCACUCAAGAAGAAUACGCAGACCAACAAAAGGAGUUGGAAUCCAAGGCCAACCCAAUCAUGGCUAAGGCUUACGGUGGUGCUGCUCCAGGUGGCGGUGCUCCAGGUGCUGGUGGUUUCCCAGGUGGUGCUCCAGGUGCCGGUGAUGCUGCUCCAGAAUCAUCUGGUCCAACUGUUGAAGAAGUGGAUUAA